This is a messenger RNA of Eremomyces bilateralis CBS 781.70, 1947 nucleotides long. RefSeq lists its product as uncharacterized. Lineage: Eukaryota; Fungi; Ascomycota; Dothideomycetes; Eremomycetales; Eremomycetaceae. The coding region runs from base 1 to 1947 and encodes 648 amino acids. The transcript is spliced from 5 exons. The record is from RefSeq and is a predicted model, not a curated record.
AUGCGUUCCGAGCCCACGGCGAGUCAUGCGCUUGCAAUAGCAGAUCAUCCGGAGAAAGGCGCCGCGCAGAUGCCACAGAAUCACGGUUCAAUUGGCGAUGUAACCAAUCUUGGGUGGGAUGGAGACGAGAGUAACGUCCCGAAGCCGGUGGUUGGGGGAUUGAGGAACGAGGAGUUAUGGCUCCUAUUGAGGAGAUUCAACAAUCAAGUGCAUCAUCUCAAGGAAACGCCGCAUCCUGCACGGGGGAGUCUGGAUAUGAACCUCGCGCAGGAGGCCGACUAUACCCCAGCUGAAUUACGGAGCACUCUUGAGAGGCUAUACGUCACUGUGGUGGUCGGUGUGGUGAAAUUUGGGAAACACAUGAUUCGGUUACGGUCAUGGAAAGAAAAGUGGCGCACAUCAUUGUUCUGUAUUGCCUACUUUGCAGCAUGUCUGUUUGAUGUCCUCUUGCCGCUAUUCCUCAUCAUACUCCUCGUCCUCGUCGCCUACCCGCCCUUACGACCCAUUCUCUUCCCUCCGGUGCCACUAGCACUUGUGCAUGGAACGAGCGGGGGUGUCCAGAAGCCCGCUACCGGAGACUUGGGCAGCACAGACAGCGCAACCGGUGCUCCCGAGAACUACAAGGGAGAGGCAGUGGAGCAAGAAGCCAGUAAUCUCGUCAACGGGAUCGCCAACGUCGCGUUGAGUAGCGCUGCGGGCAAAAGGGAUGCGAAUUUUGCUGGCGCCAACGACGAAGAAGAACGCGAGGAUGACGAAAGCCCAACUGCGAAAGAUCGCGGGGCAAAGGCUGGUCCGGAUCGGACGCAUGACAAAACGAAGGAGCCAAUGGAAAAGGCGAUCUUCGAGGCUAUGGGGCCGAUGAUAUACGGCAUGGCCGAGGUCAGCGAUACGUGGGAAAGGAUUGGAAAUGCCUUGUCUCCAAUGCCCCCUUUUCCGAAACAUCUCCAUCGACUACGUCUCGCCGGUCUAGUACUCCCGAUACUCUUAGGCUCGUUCUUUAUAACCCCUUAUAUGAUCUCGAAAGUGGCAACGUUCGGCAUUGGAUUUGGGUUUUUUGGCGACCCAGUUAUUCAGCGUGGUGUCGAGUGGCUCAAUCACACAUACCCACACUGGCAGAAGUUGCUAGACCUGCGAAAUACACUUCUCAAGGGCAUCCCUACCAACGCGCAAGUUACAAUUACCCUUCUGCGUAUCGGCGAAGCCAACCAUGCUCCUCUUCCACCCGUACCGAGAACUAGUCCACUUCCACCAUCUCAGACUACGUCUAAUAAUUCUACUGAAGUUGCAGCCACGGAAGGUGACGCACCGCUGGGUGCUUCCGAAACGGAGCUACAAGCGGCCAUAGCUCCCUCUCCAACUUCCAGCACCGAACCGCCAAAUGAGACGACCAACGGUAAACCGCAGCGGGCUUCAAAGCUCAUCGGCUUCUUCAAAGGCACAACUCGCGCCACCCUCUCAGCAGCAAUCGGCAUCGACGCGGCCAAAGCGAAGGCCGGUUCGCAACACGCUAAAGACCGCCUCGGCGCGAUCCCCGCCUCGAAAACCGAGCGCAAGAUCGGCGGACCGGUGCAGUUCAAAGCGCGCUACCGCGGCCAUAAAGGGCGGGUCGUGAUCGUGACGCACGCGGUGGUCCCCUUCGUCGGGUUCUGGGCGGAGAAAGUCGCGGGGCAGGUGGCGCCGGCUAUGAUGCACGGCGCGGAAGACACGGUGCGCGCGCUGGCGAUCUGGACGGUGCCGAUCGCGGAGAUCGCGGAGAUCAGGAAGGUCGGCGGCUAUGGGUGGAAGGGACGGCUGGUGGUCGGGUGGGCGUUUGAGCGGAAUCUAAAGGAUGGGGUGGAGGUGGUGACGCGCGAGGGGGAGAAUCAUCGGGUGACGGCGAUGGAGAUGCGGGAUGAGUUGUUUAAUCGGAUUUGCGCGAUGGGUGGGCAGCGGUGGGUCAUCAUGUAG